UGCAAGAAACGACAUCGUGCGUUGCGUCAGUUGAGGACUCUCUCUAUAUUCUAGAGACAAUAACAGGAGGAUAACAAAGAGGAAUGGAGGAAGCCAAAGGAGUGGUGAAGCACGUGUUGCUUGCAAAGUUCAAAGAUGAAAUCCCAACUCAUGAGAUCGACAAACUAAUUAAGGGCUACGCCAAUCUCGUCAAUCUAAUUCCACCCAUGAAAGCUUUCCACUGGGGCUCGGAUGUGAGUAUUGAGAACCUGCAUCAGGGAUUCACUCAUGUGUUUGAAUCUAGCUUUGAGAGUACUGAAGAUAUUGCCGAAUAUAUAUCUCAUCCUGCUCAUGUUGAAUUUGCCAAUUUAUUCUUGCGUGCCGUAGACAAGGUCAUUGUCAUUGACUACAAGCCCACUAUUGUUCACCUCUAGACUUUCUAGUUCUUGAGUUCAUCUGUCAUCUCUGGGAUUGGAAGGUUUCGAUUUCUUACAGCAACCACAAGUACCUGUAAUUAUGAACAAAAAGCACCGGAAAGAAUUCAACCUUGAUGGGAAGAGACGGAUGCAGACAUGUAAGUUUUCUGUGUAGUAGGUACCUGUGCAAUCCGAAGGAAGGGGCUUCCUUUGGGUUUAUUAUUUCGAUACAAGGACUUCCCCAUGCACAAGAAGAUUAUAGCAAAUAAAACUGCUAUUGUACACACACCAAAUGACAGAUCCCAACCUUGGUUGGUACUUAUCCAUACAAGAAAAGUGACUCCAAAUAUACCUCCAAUUGUAAGGCUAAACAAGAACCAGUUGAAAAAGCUAGACAACUGAGCUGCUUCCUUUGGGUCAUUUUCAUCGAAUUGGUCAGCUCCCAUGGAUGGCAAAGAAGAUUUGACCCCACUUGUACCAAGUGCAAUAAGGUAGACACCAAUGUAAAGAAUUGCCUCUUGGCUACUAGUUGCAGCAUCGCAUUGAUUCGUCUGGUCUGGUGCAACACCUUUGCAAGGCACCGGCCUUAGCUGGUGGAAGUGUGCUUGAACUGUUAGGAGGCCAUAUCCCUGGAAAUAUUGGAUCAAAUAGGUCCUCAUGGUUAGAUUCUAAGAGCUAGAUCAGAAGUGUUAUAUUUUGACAGUGAAUAUCAAUAUGUAGAACCUAGAAUUUACUAAUUGAGUCGAUGUACUCGGGAUAAUAAUGGUACUUUAUUAAUAGUCUCUUAUCAAUUAACGGAUUCGUUUAA
Ricinus communis (castor bean) is the source of this 1203-nucleotide messenger RNA. Its product is annotated as stress-response A/B barrel domain-containing protein HS1. NCBI's taxonomy places the organism in Eukaryota, Viridiplantae, Streptophyta, Magnoliopsida, Malpighiales, Euphorbiaceae. The transcript is spliced from 3 exons. The coding region runs from base 84 to 413 and encodes 109 amino acids. Gene Ontology annotation, biological process: pollen tube adhesion. The record is from RefSeq and is a predicted model, not a curated record.